Macadamia integrifolia is the source of this 1715-nucleotide messenger RNA. RefSeq names its product zinc finger protein WIP3-like. Gene Ontology annotation, molecular function: DNA-binding transcription factor activity. NCBI's taxonomy places the organism in Eukaryota, Viridiplantae, Streptophyta, Magnoliopsida, Proteales, Proteaceae. The record is from RefSeq and is a predicted model, not a curated record. Gene Ontology annotation, biological process: regulation of gene expression; anatomical structure development. Bases 96 to 1136 code for a protein of 346 amino acids. The transcript is spliced from 2 exons. Gene Ontology annotation, cellular component: nucleus.
AGAGAGAGAGAGAGAGAGAGAGAGAGGCUUUUCUACAAAGUCUUGAUUACAUUAACGUGUGAGGAGGAGCAUCAAAGCUUCAAUUAAAGAAGGAUAUGGGCAUAAGGAGCUAUCAUCAUGUGGAUGACAUGCCUUUCUUCCUGCAAGCUCCAACCUUCAUUGAAUGGCUUAAGCCAUCAUCAUCAUCAUCAUCAUCAUCAUCAUCAUCAUCAAUCUCUCUUCCAUCUUCUUCCUCUUCUCCAUCAUCUUCAAUAACUCAACAAGCUCAGUUCAUCACAAAUCCCUACUUUUAUCAUCAGCAACUACAGGAAGAAGAGCUCCUUCAGCAAAAUAACAGAUGCCUACCUCUCCUUAGCAAGCUAAGUACUGAAACUUAUAAGCCCUUGAAAGAAGAGGCCAUUGAAGUGCAAGAAGAGAGUAAAGGUUUCAAGGAUGAGAAACUGGAGAAGGUUACUGUGGCGUUGCACAUUGGGUUACCCAGCAUGGAAGAUUCUGAUCAGAACACUGAUCAAAUGAAGCCCUCAAGCUAUACGGAAGAGGAAUCCAUGAACAAGAAGAAUCUUGAAGGUCUUCGUCCAUUGAGCACUGAAAGUAGGUUUUGGAUCCCCACACCAGCUCAGAUCCUUAUUGGGCCAACCCAGUUUGCCUGCUCCAUCUGCAACAAAACCUUCAAUAGGUAUAACAACAUGCAGAUGCAUAUGUGGGGACAUGGCUCACAAUAUAGAAAAGGACCAGAAUCACUGAGAGGAACUCAACCAACAGCAAUGUUGAGACUUCCUUGCUAUUGUUGUGCUCAAGGCUGCAAGAACAACAUCAAUCAUCCUCGAGCCAAACCUCUGAAAGAUUUCAGAACUCUUCAAACUCAUUACAAGAGAAAGCAUGGAGUAAAGCCAUUCAUGUGCAGAAAAUGUGGCAAGCCAUUAGCAGUAAAGGGUGAUUGGAGAACACAUGAAAAGAACUGUGGGAAGCUAUGGUAUUGUACAUGUGGAUCAGAUUUCAAACAUAAAAGAUCACUAAAAGACCACAUUAGAUCCUUUGGAAAGGGUCAUUCUCCACACCCUUCUCAUAAAAACUUCGACGAAGAAAAAGAAUGUGUCACAGGAUCUGAAGACGAAGUGGGUUCAGGGAGACCAUAGAAGUCUCUAUGGUCUACCAAUGUUUGAAGCUCUAUGAGCCUUGAGCCUUUUAUCUUUUCUUUUGGUUAUUAGGUUAUAAGUUUUGUGAGCUUAUCUAAGCUUGUGCUCGGUAACAAAAAACUCUCAACAAGUGUCUUAACUGCAGGGAACACAGAGAGAGCCGUUUGCUAAGGAGCAUUGGCAGAUUGAUGAGCCAUAUAAUAACUUCAGACAGUUUGGUAAGUGGGUUUGGUAAGUAGGGUGAAGCAUGGUUGUGAAGUAGCCGAAUUUUCUUCAGCCUCAAGAACUUAGCAGCAUGAAGGUUCAAGGUUUUACCAAGAAUCAGGUGAUCUGUGAUCUUUCAAUGGGGAAAAUUUGUCCACUUCAUUGACUAACUAGAUAAUCUUAAUAUAAUAAAUGGAUUGUUCUUUCUCUCAACAUCCACUUGUAUGGAGUAUUGAUCUAUUAUUUAUGUUUGUAAAUAUAAUCUUUGAUAAUGUAGCUGGUCAGGGUCUGCUCACUUCUUGAUGUUUACCUUUGACACCUCUGCUGAUCUAUUUCAUGAUUUCUUGCUUAAAUUUGAGCCUUAGCUCUAUUUCA